AUGUGGAGAGCGGGUCUCCUGGUGGUGACCCUGUGUGCACCGCUGACGCUGGCCCAGUUCCCCCGAGUGUGUAUGAGCCCCGAGGUGCUGCGGAGCGGCCAGUGCUGCCCUUCUCCCACGGGGGGUCGGGACGAGUGCGGCUUCAGGUCAGGGAGGGGGCAGUGUGUGGCUAUAUCAGCUGACAACAUGCGCUACGGACCCCAGUACCCCUACACCGGGCGCGACGACAGGGAGAUGUGGCCGCUGAGGUUUUUCAACCGCACGUGCCAGUGCAACGGGAAUUUCAGCGGCUUCGACUGUGGGAAGUGUAAACACGGGCUCACUGGACCGAACUGUGACCAGAGCGUCCCUGUGGUACGGAAAAAUAUCAUGGACAUGAGCCAAGUCGAGAAGCAGAAUUUUGUGAACGCUUUGGACCAAGCUAAGAGGACCACCCACCCCGACCUGGUCAUCGUAAUAAGACGAUACCCGGAGGUGUUUGGCCCCGACGGCAACACACCACAGUUUGAGAACAUUUCCAUUUACAACUAUUUUGUUUGGAGCCACUACUACUCAGUGAGCAACACUUACCUGGGGCCGGACCAGCCAACCUUUGAAAGCAUAGACUUCUCCCACGAGGGCCCGGGCUUUGUCACCUGGCACCGUUUCCACCUGCUACAACUGGAGAAAGACAUGCAGAACAUGCUGGGGAACCCCACCUUCGCCCUGCCUUACUGGAACUUCGCCAUCGGGGGCAGCGAGUGCGACAUCUGCACCGACGACCUGAUGGGCGCCCGGAGCUCCUUCGACCUGAACUCCAUCAGCUCCAACUCUCUGUUCUCCCAGUGGAGGGUGGUGUGCGAGAGCGUGGAGGACUACGACACUUUGGGCACCAUCUGCAACAGCACCGAGACCGCUCCCAUCAGGAGGAAUCCGGCUGGAAACGUGGCGCGGCCCAUGGUGCAGCGGCUGCCGGAGCCUAAGGACGUGUUGGACUGUCUGGAGCUCAAAACCUUUGACACCCCGCCUUUCUACUCCACCUCCUCAGAGAGCUUCAGGAACACUAUUGAAGGCUACAGCGCACCCCAGGGCGCAUAUGACCCGGUGAUCCGCAGCCUCCACAACCUAGCCCACCUCUUCCUCAACGGGACAGGAGGACAGACUCACCUCUCGCCCAACGACCCCAUCUUUGUCCUGCUGCACACGUUCACAGAUGCAAUCUUCGACGAGUGGCUCAGCAGGCACCAACCAGGUCAAGUAGUCUACCCAGAGGAGAACGCUCCGAUUGGGCACAAUAGGAGAUUCAACAUGGUUCCCUUUUGGCCGCCUGUUACCAACGCUGAAAUGUUUGUCGUUGCCCCAGCGAACUUGGGAUACUCCUACGAGGUUGAAUGGCCAUCUCCUAGUUUCACUUUGUCUGAGAUCAUCACCAUUGCCAUUGUUGGGGCGGUGAUCGUGGUGACGGUGGUGGGCGGCAUCAUCGCCUGUGCCCUGCGCGCCCGCUCCUACCGCUCGUCCGAGGCCCUGGAGCCACUGCUGGGGGAGACCUUCCGGCGCUACUCAGAGGACGACCGGAGGUUGGACAAAUCGCAGUCUGUCGUCUGAAUCCGCUCCGCUCUAGCCAGGCCUAAAUAUUACCCCUGCAUUCUUUUUUAUUUUUUUUUUCUAAAUUCUUUUUAUUCCCCUACUUCUUCUAAUAAAGUUGA
Messenger RNA from Labrus bergylta (ballan wrasse), 1685 nucleotides. RefSeq names its product tyrosinase-related protein 1b (gene tyrp1b). NCBI's taxonomy places the organism in Eukaryota, Metazoa, Chordata, Actinopteri, Labriformes, Labridae. Gene Ontology annotation, molecular function: oxidoreductase activity. Gene Ontology annotation, cellular component: melanosome. The record is from RefSeq and is a predicted model, not a curated record. Gene Ontology annotation, biological process: melanocyte differentiation; melanosome organization.